Penicillium chermesinum is the source of this 2133-nucleotide messenger RNA. It is a transcript of the gene cat2, whose product is annotated as bifunctional catalase-peroxidase Cat2. The coding region runs from base 1 to 2133 and encodes 710 amino acids. NCBI's taxonomy places the organism in Eukaryota, Fungi, Ascomycota, Eurotiomycetes, Eurotiales, Aspergillaceae. Gene Ontology annotation, molecular function: heme binding; catalase activity. Gene Ontology annotation, cellular component: cytosol. The transcript is spliced from 3 exons. The record is from RefSeq and is a predicted model, not a curated record. Gene Ontology annotation, biological process: cellular response to hydrogen peroxide; hydrogen peroxide catabolic process.
AUGGGUGAAUGUCCUGUACACAAGAAGCCGGCCAAUGUCGCCGGUGGCGGCACUCGCAACAACGACUGGUGGCCCGAAGGCCUCAAGCUUAACAUCCUGCGCCAGCACACCGAGAGCACCAACCCCAUGAGCAAGGACUUUAACUAUGGGGCUGCUUUCAAGAGCUUGGACUACUUUGCCCUGAAGAAGGACCUCCACAACUUGAUGACCGACUCACAAGACUGGUGGCCGGCGGACUUUGGCCACUACGGUGGUCUGUUCAUUCGGAUGGCCUGGCACAGCGCUGGUACCUACCGUGUGUUCGACGGCCGCGGUGGCGGUGGUCAGGGCCAGCAGCGAUUUGCGCCACUCAACAGCUGGCCCGACAACGUCAGCCUCGACAAGGCUCGUCGCCUGCUGUGGCCUAUCAAGCAGAAGUACGGCAACAAGAUCUCCUGGGCUGACCUGCUGCUCCUCACCGGCAAUGUUGCCCUGGAGUCAAUGGGCCUGAAGACCUUUGGUUUCGCCGGUGGCCGUCCUGAUGUCUGGGAGGCCGAUGAGUCUGACGAGGACAAGGCCAAGCAGAGUGACAUCCGCACUCGUGACCCCGAAGAUCCUUUGGCUGCCGUCGUCAUGGGUCUGAUUUACGUCAACCCUGAGGGCCCUGAUGCCAACCCGGACCCCGUUGCUGCCGCUCGGGAUAUCCGCAUUACCUUUGGCCGCAUGGCCAUGAACGACGAGGAGACCGUCGCUCUGAUUGCCGGUGGCCACACCUUCGGUAAGACCCACGGUGCUGCCCCCGCCAGCCAUGUCGGCAGCGAGCCCGAGGCCGCCGGCCUGGAGGCCCAAGGUUUCGGGUGGCACAACAGCCACGGCACCGGAAAGGGUGCUGAUACGAUCACCUCUGGUCUGGAGGUCACCUGGACCAAGACUCCUACCAAGUGGAGCAACCAGUUCCUCGAGUACCUCUUCAAGUACGAUUGGGAGCUCACCAAGUCCCCUGCUGGUGCCCACCAAUGGGAGGCGAAGAACGCCGGCGACAUCAUCCCUCACGCCCACGACAGCAGCAAGAAGCAGAAGCCUCGUAUGCUGACCACUGACUUGGCUCUCCGCUUCGACCCUGUGUACGAGAAGAUCUCCCGCCGCUUCCUUGCCAACCCCGACCAGCUCUCUGACGCCUUCGCGCGUGCCUGGUUCAAGCUGCUGCACCGUGAUAUGGGCCCUCGUGUCCGCUGGCUCGGCCCGGAGGUCCCCAGUGAGACUCUCCUGUGGGAAGACCCUAUCCCUGCGGUGGACCACCCGCUGGUCGACGUCGAGGAUGUCGCUGAGCUCAAGCGCGAGAUCCUCGCUACCGGCGUCGAGCCUACCAAGUUCAUCGCCACUGCCUGGGCCUCCGCUGCUACUUUCCGCGGCGGUGACAAGCGUGGAGGAGCCAACGGUGCUCGGAUUCGCCUUGCCCCCCCAGAACAACUGGAAGAUGUCCAGCGCCGCUUCAACACCUCUCAGACCGGCAACAAGCGCGUGUCGCUUGCUGAUCUGAUCGUUCUGGCUGGUUGCGCCGCCCUCGAGAAGGCCGCCGGUAUCCCCGUGCCUUUCACUCCCGGCCGCACUGAUGCCAGCCAGGAGCAGACCGACGUUGACACCUUCAGCUUCCUUGAGCCCUUCGCCGACGGCUUCCGCAACUACGGUCACUCCACCGGCCGCGUCCGCACGGAGCAGAUGCUUGUCGACCGCGCCCAUCAGCUCACCCUGUCUGCCCCCGAGAUGACCGUUCUCGUGGGUGGUCUGCGUGCUCUGGACGCUAACUACGACCGCUCCAACGCCGGUGUCUUCACCGAGCGCCCUGGCCAGCUGACCAACGACUUCUUCGUUAACCUGCUGGACAUGAGCACGGAGUGGAAGCCCGCUGGUGCCAACAACGAGACCUUUGAGGGUUUCGACCGCAAGACCGGCGCCAAGAAGUGGAAUGCCACCCGGGUGGACUUGAUUUUCGGCCACCACGCCGAGCUGCGUGCUCUCGCCGAGGUAUACGCCUGCCAUGACGGCCAGGCGCAGUUUGUGCGCGACUUCAUCGCCGCUUCGGACAAGGUUAUGAACCUUGACCGAUUUGAUCUGCAAUACGCUGCCCCCUUGAGCCGUCCUGCUCGUCUGUAA